This is a messenger RNA of Meleagris gallopavo (turkey), 4100 nucleotides long. NCBI's taxonomy places the organism in Eukaryota, Metazoa, Chordata, Aves, Galliformes, Phasianidae. The record is from RefSeq and is a predicted model, not a curated record.
GCCUCCGCGCUGCUCCGCAGUGCUGCCGGGGAGCCGCGCUGCGCCGAGCCGGGACGGGCCAGGUCCCCUCGGCGAUGACCGACGCGGUGGUGGGUGGCAGUGCUGACCGCUGGAUGUGCCCCGGUGACAGAACCAUGUCCCUCAGAGCCAGCAGCGAGAAGGAGCAAUGGGCAGCUCGGGGCGGGCAGCCCGAGAGGCAGCGCAAGGGAGAGGAGCUGACGGAUGAGGAGAAGGAGAUCAUCAACCGCGUCAUCGCCCGUGCUGAGAAGAUGGAGGAGAUGGAGCAGGAGCGCAUCGGGCGCCUGAUGACCCGGUUGGAGGACAUGCGCCGCAGUGUGCUGGGAGAUGGCGUGAACCGCUGCAUCCUCUGCGGGGAGCAGCUGGGGCCACGUGGCUCUGCCUGUGUUGUCUGCGAGGACUGCAAGAAGAACGUCUGUACCAAGUGUGGCGUUGAGACAACCAACAGCCGUCCCCACCCCAUCUGGCUGUGCAAGAUCUGCAGUGAGCAGCGGGAGGUGUGGAAGCGGUCUGGCGCUUGGUUUUUCAAGGGAUUGCCCAAGCAGAUGCUGCAGCCGAUGCCUGUCAGCAAGAGCAAGGUGCCUCCGGCCCCAAGUGAGCCCAGCCCAGCUGAGCCACCAGCCCCGGACCCAAAACUGCCAUCCCGCACACCUGGUCGGGGCCAGGCAGACGAACAGGACCACUGUGGCAGUGAGGUGACGAUGGCCACCCGGGUCCGCAAGCCGGCUGAGGGCAGGAUGGGGCCAUGUGGCAGCGAGGACACGGAGAGCCGUGACCCCACCGUCGAGAGUGGGGUCAGCAGGAGCCCUGGUGUGAAGAGAGCCAACUCCAUGCAAACCAACUCCACACCACCCCCACGGCCACCCGCUGCCACUGUCGGGCCAGCAGCACCUGCAGUGGCAAGACCAGGUCCUGGGGCAGCUGGCCGCAUGCUGGAAACACAAGCAAGCCCACCGCCGGGACCCCCGGAACCAGCCCGUGCAGCCCCCAAGGAGGAGCGGGCCGGGGGCUACUCUGCACCCCCAGCUCGGGAUGAGAGGCCAGCCCGGCCCCCUGGAGCCCCACAGCCCUCAGCCCCAUUGCGACAGCCUCCCCCAGAGGAGGAGGAAGAGGACGCCAACAGCUAUGACUCUGAUGAAGGCACCACGCUGGGAGCGCUGGAGUUCAGCCUGCUGUACGACCAGGAGAACAGCGCCCUGCACUGCACGCUCAUCCGUGCCAAGGGCUUGAAACCGAUGGACUCGAACGGCCUGGCAGAUCCUUAUGUAAAGCUGCACCUCUUGCCUGGGGCCAGCAAGUCAAAUAAGCUGAGAACAAAGACCCUACGCAACACCCGCAACCCGGUGUGGAAUGAGACCCUGGUGUAUCACGGCAUCACGGAUGAGGACAUGACACGGAAAACACUCAGGAUCUCCGUGUGCGAUGAAGACAAAUUUGGCCACAAUGAGUUUAUUGGAGAAACUAGAGUUUCCUUGAAAAAACUCAAGGCCAAUCAGAAAAAGAACUUCAACAUCUGCUUGGAGAGAGUAAUACCAAUGAAGCGUGCUGGAACGACAGGCUCGUCUCGCGGGAUGGCUCUGUAUGAGGAGGAGGUGGAUCGCGGUGGGGACGUGGAGGAGCGUGGCAAGAUCCUGGUGUCCCUCAUGUACAGCACCCAGCAGGGAGGCCUGAUUGUGGGCAUCGUGCGCUGCGUGCACCUGGCAGCCAUGGACGCCAAUGGGUACUCAGACCCCUUCGUUAAACUUUGGCUGAAACCUGACAUGGGAAAAAAGGCCAAGCAUAAGACCCAGAUUAAAAAGAAAACAUUGAAUCCUGAGUUUAAUGAGGAGUUUUUCUAUGAUAUCAAACACAGCGACCUGGCCAAGAAGUCCCUAGACAUUUCUGUCUGGGAUUACGAUAUCGGCAAAUCUAACGAUUACAUCGGCGGCUGUCAGCUCGGCAUUACGGCAAAGGGGGAGCGCUUGAAACACUGGUACGAGUGUCUGAAGAACAAAGACAAGAAGAUUGAGCGCUGGCACACCCUCCAGAAUGAGAACCACGUUGCCAGUGAUUAAAGGCAGCCACAGCUCAGUCCUGCACCCCUCCUAUAGGUCUGUCUGUCUUCCAGUGCAGCCAUGCCUUGCUACGCGCCCUGGGCAGCACCGCUGCUCUGCCUCCUCCAAGCAUCCCCUGUGCCCCAAUCUCACCUCUGUGUGAAAACGAACCCAGAUCUUUUAUAUUCACUUCCUUUUCUUUUGGGUCAUCAAAUUAUCCCGGUGUGCAGUUUUGUCAAGCAAUACUUACUGUGUCCCAUCCCUUUGCCUCUUUCUCAGUAGUCUCACGCGUGCUGCCGUAGUGUUGGUGUGUGUGACAGCACGUGUCCCAUUGCCCCAGCUCACUGCUCCAUCCCAGUGCGGGAUGUGUGGCCCCUGAAUGUGCAGUUGGAGCACGGAUGUGGCAACAAGUGGAUAGUUCUGCUUGCUGGGUGCUGAUACCGAAAAAUUUAGCUUGAUGUGGGUUGUAACCAUCAUUCGGUAUCCAGAGCAUGUGUCACAGAUGUCACCCUGUGAGCACGGCUUGAGCUUUUGAUCCGCUCCACGUGGGCAACAUCGCAGUGCAUCUUUCUGAAUUUCUGCUGGGAGGAUCCACCAGUUGUACAACACUGGUAGAGACAUGCAGGGAUCCAUGCUGUGCUUGCAGGGAAGCAUAGGCUGGGGCUGGUUAGGGUAAGCUGAAGGCAGCAUGGGGCUUUGCUGCUGUCCUGCUGUCCAAUGCAGUUGGGCUGCCCCAACAUCGGCUGCACCGUGCAGGAGGGAAGCCAAGGGAGAAGAAAUUUCCCACCAACUAGCUGUUAUGUUCAUAGAUUGUUGCUUUAAAAUACCACAAACACUGACAGUAGCUGCAACAGGUAGAGGUCUUCCAACUUUUUGGUUUCUGGAAGCAUAUAUUUUUUGGUUAUAGUUUUUGCAAGUCUGCACAAGAUCUGUUGUCUUCAAGAUCUGUUGUCUUCAAGAUCUGUUGUCUUCAAGAUCUGUUGUCUUCAAGAUCUGUUGUCUUCAAGAUCUGUUGUCUUCAAGAUCUGUUGUCUUCAAGAUCUGUUGUCUAAAGCUGUGCUUUAACGAUUGUCUGGAGGUGUUUUCUUUGCUGUCUCUAGCAGAGAGCCGCAGUGCUCUCAGACUGAUGCCCUUCAUUUCUGUUCCCAUCCUGCUUCCCCUGCUGUCUCCGGACAACCUCAAGCAUAGCAACAUCGUUGAGCAGUGCUGGGCUGUCCUUCUCAACCACAACCCGCGCAUGCUGUGCAAAACCCGGCUUCAGCCCCUCUGGCUGUGCUGCUACCCCAUGCAACUCGCUGCUGUGUCCCGCUGUGCUCUAAUCCAGCUGUACCGCAGAGCUUCCUUGUCACUGAGAUGAAUUAUUUUCCUAUUCUUGAAAUAUAUAUAUAUAUUUAAAAUAUUUUUAUUUCCGUAACCCCCUAGGAAUGGGGGAAUGCUGGGGAAACGUCUGAAGUUACCUUUAAAAAAGAACAAAUGAAAUAAAAUCUAAGCAAUUCCUUUAUUCCAGCCAUGCAGCAGCCCACCCUCCUUUGUGUGUGCAGAGCUAUUAAAUUAAGGUUGCUUCCUCCUGUGUCCUGUAUCAAUGUGCCCUCUCCCUUCAGACAACCGAUGCUCAACUCGUCUCUUGGCACCCAUGAAAAUAAAUAAAGUGCAACUUGCUGGUCCCACUCUGGGUAUUGUGCAAACCACAGUCCUUGUCUCUAUUUGCCACCCUCCUCUGAGUUUUUCUGAUGGUAAUUUCUGCCCUGAAUGACUUUCUUUUCGUUGUAAAUAAAGCAUGCACGUAUGGAUGGGGAAUGGUACAACAACAACAACAAAAAAGAAGAAAAUGAAACAAAAAGCCUCUUCUACUGCUGUUUGCAUUCCAACUUGCAUGCAGUGAUUUUACAGCAAAAUAUCAGUUUACAAAUAUUAACAGAAAGAGAAAAUGUUACACAGGAACUAGAAAUAUUCCAGUCUUCCGCUGCAUGCAGCACAACAUCCUCUCUUGGUGUGGUAUCUAAUAAAGUGAGACUAUUGGAAAAGAAAAAAAAAAUAAAUAAAGGAUGG